GCGAUGAGGCGUCAAACUUCAGGAGAAGCAGCAGGACCGGUGUCUCACCACCAAGAGCCAGGACUGGUGAGGAUCACGGCAGAACGGAGAUUUUGGGAUAAACUCAAACUGAUCCCCGCCGAGAACAAUGAGAUUAAUGAUUUUUGUAUGACUUGUCAGGUUACCACUGUGACAGUUUUUGAUGUUAUUCAGAAAACAAGAUUCAGAUCUGGGCUGUGCUGGACUUGGUCACUUUGAUUUGUUUGCUCAGAGAUCAAGUGGCAGAAAGAGGGACAUGACACGUUUUGUUUUGUGCUUGAAAUAAACGAAUACAGCCAUAUUAUUUAGUCAAUAAGUUGAAAAAAAGGGAUCCUUAAUUUUUUUUUUGCACUAUGAUGGAACCACCACCAUGUUCGAAGAAGAGCCUGUCCCUGUCGCUCCCGGUUCCCCGGGAAGGACAGGCGACUCUGAAGCCUCCGCAGCAUCUUUGGAGACAACCCCGGACCCCGAUUAAAAUCAAACAUCGGGGGUACUCCGACACCGACCGGCAUCACCACCGGCACAUGGAGCGCUCCGACGCCGUGGAUACGAGCGACCGACCGGGACUGAAAAAGUCUCGGAUGUCCUGGCCAUCCUCCUUCCACGGGACCACAAACACAUCCAUCGGAAAUUGUGUCGGGAAUAAACGCUUCGAUUCAGAGAAUGGUCCCUCACCAGGCCGCAGUCCCAUGGAUUCGCAGGCGAGUCCCGGGUUGGUGCUCCAUCCUUCUUUUCCCCAGAGCCAACGCAGGGAGUCCUUCCUGUACCGCUCCGACUCAGACUACGACACAUCCCCCAAAACCAUGUCACGCAACUCCUCCAUCAACAGUGAGGGGCAUGCCGAAGACAUGAUCGUCACCCCUUUCGCUCAGGUGUUGGCCAGCCUACGAACUGUAAGAAGCAACUUCACCAUCCUCGCCAAUGUCACAACACCCACUAACAAGAGGUCGCCAGUGACAAGCCAACCCACUGUUCCCCAAGCUACACUCUCUGAGGAGACAUACCAGCAGAUGGCUCGGGAGACUCUGGAGGAGCUGGACUGGUGUCUGGACCAGUUGGAGACCAUUCAGACCCACCGCUCAGUCAGCGAGAUGGCCUCCAACAAGUUCAAGAGGAUGUUGAACAGGGAGCUGUCCCAUUUGUCAGAGAUGAGUCGCUCAGGGAACCAAGUGUCAGAAUACAUCUCCACUACCUUUCUAGACAAGCAGAACGAGGUGGAGAUCCCAUCUCCAACCUUGAGGGAGAGGGAGAAGCCCAUGUGUCACAUCAGCGGUGUCAAGAAGCUCACGCACAGUUCCAGCCUUUCCAACUCCACCAUGCCUCGCUUCGGCGUGAAGACUGAACAUGAGGAUGCGUUAGCCAGGGAGCUGAACGACUUGAACAAGUGGGGCCUUAAUAUCUUUCGUGUGGCAGAGUUCUCAAACAAUCGACCCCUCAGCUGCAUAAUGUUUGCCAUCUUCCAGGAAAGAGAUCUACUGAAGACCUUUCGGAUCCCUGUGGAUACGUUUGUCACGUAUGUGAUGACCCUGGAGGACCACUACCAUGCCAAUGUGGCCUACCACAACAGCCUCCACGCUGCAGAUGUCACUCAGUCUACUCACGUACUGCUAUCCACACCAGCUCUAGAUGCUGUAUUCACUGAUCUAGAGAUUCUAGCUGCGUUAUUUGCUGCUGCCAUCCAUGAUGUGGACCAUCCGGGAGUGUCCAACCAAUUCCUCAUAAACACCAACUCAGAGUUAGCCCUGAUGUAUAACGAUGAGUCUGUGUUGGAGAACCAUCACCUGGCUGUGGGUUUCAAGCUGCUGCACGAGGACAACUGUGACAUCUUCCAGAACCUUAGCAAGAGGCAAAGACAGAGCCUGAGGAAACUUGUCAUUGAUAUGGUUUUGGCAACAGAUAUGUCUAAGCACAUGAGUUUGCUGGCAGACCUCAAGACUAUGGUAGAAACCAAGAAAGUGACAAGUUCUGGAGUACUGCUGCUCGACCACUACACUGAUCGGAUACAGGUGUUAAGGAACAUGGUGCACUGUGCUGACCUGAGCAAUCCUACGAAGCCUUUGGCUGUGUAUCGACAAUGGACGGAGAGAAUCAUGGAGGAGUUCUUCAGGCAGGGAGAUAAGGAGAGAGAGCGAGGGAUGGAGAUCAGUCCCAUGUGUGAUAAACACACUGCCUCUGUGGAAAAAAGUCAGGUGGGCUUUAUUGACUACAUUGUCCACCCGCUGUGGGAGACGUGGGGGGACCUUGUGCACCCUGAUGCCCAGGACAUCCUGGACACUCUGGAGGACAACAGGGACUGGUACCAGAGCACUAUCCCACAAAGCCCCUCACCACCUCCUGUGGGCCAGGACAAGGAGCUAAACGCCUGCAUAGACAAGUUUCAGUUCGAGCUCACCCUCGAAGAGAGCUCUCAAAGAGAACCGGAAGACGAGGGUGACAAGCCCACGCCAAACCAUGUGGCACUGCAGGACUGCAGUCACGGGGAUGAGGAGGGUAAAAAGGAGGAAGAGGAAGACAUAAUGGCGGAGGAGGAAAAUGAGGACAUAAUAGAAGAGGAGGACGAGGUGGCAAUGGAGGAAGAGGUGGAGGAGGAGCUGAAAGCUCCGUUGGGUGGAGAGCCUGAAAAGGACAGACUUUCUGACACAAGUCCUGUAGAAGAAGAGGAAGAUUCUUCUUCACAAGCUGAAGAUACAUGAGUUCUGCUCCUGUAUCUCCCUCCUCACUUGCACACAUUAUCUUGUUCAUCCUUUCAAUGGCCAAACCAAGAACAAAUAAGACUGCAAUGACAAUACAGACCUUUAAAUAUAUUUUUCAAAAAGGGAAUAAAUUAAAAUCGCUUAAAGAGAAGUUAAUUACACAGCAACUGUAGAUUUGGAGUGGUGACAAGUCCUUCGACUGAUUUCACAAUGAACUUUAGACUAAGAGGAAUUUAGAAGAGCUUUUAAUGAUGGGCAACUGAAGACAGCGUAGCACUCUGGGACUGGAAUGCACACACAUAAACACACAUGAAGUGACACAGAAAAAACGAAAGCAGGAGCAAGUCAUGUAGAACACCAAUGCAAUGCGUGUAUGUGCAUGCAGCAGUCAUGCAAUACAAUUGCAGUUCAUAUUUUCCCCGUCCUCUUUUGGAAAAUGCACAGACACACACACACACACACACGCACACAACACUCACAGACACACACUUGACUGUAUGUUUGUAUGUGUGCAUUUACAUGAGGGACACUGAUCAGUAAUGAAUCUCUUUGGAAAAAGCCAUCCCUUAAUGGAGUAUUAACUAGUGUUCAGUCAGUAUUAGUAAUUCAUGUUUGUUAGAAUCUCAAUAGAAACUGUUCUCCUCAGAAAAGCUACACGUUCGAGUGACUUUUUUUCCAUUUCUGUCGGAAAGAAAAAUAAGAAAAUCCACAGAGUUGGAGGAGGAGAGAGAGAGGAAGAUAUCGAAGGAAAGGAAGAUGCUGCGAUGAAGGGACCAUCGGGUCCCAUACCACUUUUCCCUUUACAAGGAGAGUGCUACUGGUGCAAGAUGGCUCUGUGCCUUUCUGAAACACCAGCUUCCUGAAUGGAGCUGUCGUGAAGCAAUGCAUUGUGGGACAGGAGUGUCUGAUUUUGUUAUCAUUUUUGAUUGUCUCUUGUUAAAGAUCUCUCUUUACUGUUCAUGGUAUUGUGGUGUGUAUCUCACACGUACAGUUUCUGUGGUGAUAUGUUUUUCAGCUGUAAGUCUUCCUUUGUUGCUCUUCUGGUAAUAUAAUAACUCAGAACUCUAGACGCAGAGCAAUCACUACCACCACCACAGCCACCAGUGGACUCUUUCAAGCUUAUGGUUUUUUUUCUUAUUAGAAUGAUUUUUUUUUUUUUUUUUUUAACUUUCUGAGAAUAAGCCAUGUGAUGCUUUGAAGCAUACAUUUUGCCUAUUUUAUAUUUAACAGUUGCUAAAUAUGUUGAAGGGAUACCGAAUUAUUUCAUCAGCAGAACAAAUUUUCAUUUGCCAUCUCACACCCACUUGCACUGUGUGUUUAUGUCUCCUCAUACACAACAAUUCUCGCCAAAGUAAGGGAUGAGAAACUUCAGUGGGUGAAGUGAUUUGAAGAAACACAGAUGAGUAAGAAAAAUCAGGGAGGCAGAAUGUCAGGGGAAAGAAGCGUGACUUGGCCAAAAGGAGGUCUGGCAGUCCCUAAUCAUCCUUGUUAUGUUUGAUGCUUUUUUGCCUUAAUGUCAGAUGCAGGAUACAUACCUGCCAGUAUGUAGAUUUAUAAGAUAUAUAAUAGAUAUCCUAGUAUAUUUAUAUCACGUCUGUAUGCUUAUUUCUGUGAGUUUCAGUGUGUCUAUACACAAUGUAUCCAGCAUUGCAUUUGGAGGGGAAAGGGAAACAUUGCUGCCAAUUAGUUGUUCUGUUGUUGCUGUGCUCGGACCAACGUAAAGAAUGUGUUGUUUUUUUUAAUCAGGACGGCUACAUGACUAUCUUAUAGCUAUCUGGAGGCACUCUGAGAAAAUAAGAGACUGGAGUUAAGAUUAUGCAGGAGUUUAGAAUAAAUAAGGAUGUCCUUUGUUAAAAUCUGACCACAUACUGAGUUAUGGACAUGAUGGAGUUGAUGCGUGUGUGUGUGUGUGUGUGUGUGUUUGCAUGACCGAUUGUGUGGUCAUGAGUGUGCGAGUGAGAAACAGUAGGAGAGAGCAGGAUGUUAAAGAUGUCAUCAUACGUGUCAUUGUUCGCUCACUGGCAUCAACACACCUUGUUGAACGGCAUUCAGGAUUCAAUCAGCACAGCUUCAAUUGGUCAUAGUUUGCUUAGGUGUUUGUUUUUCACAGGGUAAAAAAAUAAAAAAUGACAAAAGAACACAACUGUGGUUCUUUUGGUGGUAAGAGCAAGUUUCUGCAGGUCAGUAACUGAGCUUAUCUGAAGACACCACUGCUUGGUGCAGCAGGAGCCUGUGUGUUUGACCUGCUCUGUCGCAGGAUGGAGCAGAGCUGCGGGGCCACCACACAGGCUUUUCAUCUGAUGGAAUGGGAAUCCAGGAUUACUAUUGCAUUUACUUAAAUAAAAGAUUCCCAUAUGCAUUGGC
Molecule: messenger RNA, 5075 nt
Organism: Stegastes partitus (bicolor damselfish)
Lineage: Eukaryota; Metazoa; Chordata; Actinopteri; Pomacentridae
Gene: pde4a
Product: phosphodiesterase 4A, cAMP-specific
Exons: 15
Coding region: 372-2711 (779 amino acids)
Biological process (GO): signal transduction
Molecular function (GO): 3',5'-cyclic-nucleotide phosphodiesterase activity
Source: RefSeq, a predicted model, not a curated record